Molecule: messenger RNA, 759 nt
Organism: Aspergillus viridinutans
Lineage: Eukaryota; Fungi; Ascomycota; Eurotiomycetes; Eurotiales; Aspergillaceae
Product: SDR family NAD(P)-dependent oxidoreductase
Exons: 4
Coding region: 1-759 (252 amino acids)
Source: RefSeq, a predicted model, not a curated record
AUGGCGCAUCAAGUGCAAGGAACCGCAUUCAUCACCGGCGGCGCAUCAGGCAUCGGCGAGGCCACCGCGCACGUCCUCGCAAAGAACGGGAUUAGCGCGCUCGCACUGCUAGACGUCAACCCGGUACUCCUGGAGGAGACGAAAAAGCAACUAUUGGCUGAGUAUGCACAGCUCCGCGUCGCUGCCUUCCAGGUCGACGUCAGGGACGAGGCAGCCGUCGAGGAUGCCGUGCGGAAAACGGCGGAGGAAUUCGGACAGAUCGAUAUCGGGGUGAACGCUGCGGGCAUCAGUGGCAAGGCGGGUCCAUCGCAUGAUACGGACCUGUCGGACUGGCAGAGGGUGAUUGAUAUCAAUCAGACGGGGUUGUGGAUCUGUCAGCGGGCGCUGAUUCGGCAGAUGCUGAAGCAGGAGUCUCGAGGAGCGCGCGACGGACGCGGCACGAUUGUCAAUAUCGCGUCGAUGUAUGGGGUUAGGGCGCCCUCGGGGGACAUUGCGAUUGCGCCUUAUGUGGCUGCGAAACAUGCUGUUGUGGGGAAUGACCAAGAUGAUUUGUGGAUACGCCUGAUAAGACGGUCGAUAGAAUCCGGCGCGCUCGACUCGCAGGUCGCGAUGAUUCCCCUGGGACGUCGUGCGGUGGCGGACGAGAUUGCCAACGCGAUUCUAUUUCUCGCUUCGCCCAUGAGCAGCUACAUGUGUGGAGAAGCGAUGGUUGUAGACGGAGGAUUGACAGCAUUGUCUCUUCAUCGGCAAUUAUCGUGA